CAACUCUCGCGAGACUUGGGCCGUUGACGGCGUUUGACGUUUCUCCGUCAACACAAUAAUGGCGGAAGCUGUGGAGGGAGCUUUACUGGCCACUUGGGACCAGGAUCUAGCGGAGGCUCUGGACUCGGGCGGUUCUGACAUGGACACGGAGAUGGAGAAAGGCGUGGUCCAUGUGCAGGAGGAUUGUGCGGGACAAAGAGCCAAGAUGUGGAAGAUCGCUCUGAACGUGUCCGGCAAAGGAGACAGUCUCUCUCCCUGGGACGGCGUCCUGGACUUACCAGAACAGACGCUCAUUCACAGCCGCUGUCAGCAGUUGAUUGACCAGCUGGAGGCGUGCGACGGGGACAGGACGGGUCUGGUGUCGGACGUGGAGGCGGUCAUCACCUUCUACUGCAAGUCUCGCAACAUCAGCUUCACCUCGGAGCUGAGCUGGCCACACCUCCUCAAGCCGCUGCUGGGUCUGGGGCUGCCGCGCAGCGACCUGUACAACUGCUUCUACGCCGUCAUGAACAAGCACAUUCCACGGGAGUGCGUGCCCAAAGGCCACCCCUUCCACCUGUACAGACUACUCCUGCAGUACCACGAGCCAGAACUCUGCUCCUUCCUGGACACCAAAAAGAUCACCCCUGACUCCUACGCCAUCCACUGGCUGGGCAGCCUGUUCUCCAGCCAUUGUCCACCCGAUGUCACGCAGGCCCUGUGGGACGCCUACCUCCAGCAGGCUGACCCUUUCCUUGUCUUCUUCCUCAUGCUCGUCAUCCUCGUCAAUGCCAAAGAAACCAUCCUUGCCAAAGAAGCAGACAGCAAGGAGGCCAUCGUCCAAAUGCUGGAAGAGUCUCCAUCCCGGCUGGAAGCUGAAGACAUUGAGGAUCUGUUCUCUCUGGCCCAGUACUACCAGAGCAAGACCCCUCUGUCGCUCAGGAAGAUGAACCAGAACCUGUUUGGGAGCAGCCUGGUGGCUCUGAAAGAGGAGGACAUAGACCUGAGUCAGGCUCUGUGCCUCCCCGUGUCUGUCCCUGAAAUCCUGCAGGCCAACCAGCUGCAGCAGGACGGAGUGCGCUUCUUUGUGGUGGACUGCAGGCCGGCCGAGCAGUACAACGCCGGGCACCUGUCCACGGCCUUCCACCUGGAUUCGGACCUUAUGCUCCAGAACCCAUCAGAGUUCGCCCUGUCGGUGAAGUCUCUCCUGGAGGCCCAGAAGCAGUCUCUGGAGUCGGGCUCCGUCGCCAGCGGAGAGCACCUGUGCUUCAUGGGAAGCGGCCGGGAGGAGGAGGACAUGUACAUGAACAUGGUGCUGGCCCACUUCCUGCAGAAAAACAAAGAAUACGUCAGCAUCGCCAAAGGGGGCUUCAUGGCCCUGCAGCAGCACCUGGUGGACAUGAACGUGGAGGGUUUGGACUCCUCCUACAUCCACUGGAUCGUCAGCACCUCGGGAUCGCACAGCAGCCUGAGUUCGGCAGACGGGGACUCUCUCAGCGACAGCAAAGGUGUCAAGUCUCUGGUCAACAAGAUGACCUUCGCCCUCAAGUCCAAGUCGGUGAACGUAAAAGAAAAGAUGAUCAGCUUCAUUGAGAACACGGCGACACCUGUUGACAGAAUGUCUUUCAAUCUGCCCUGGCCAGAGAAGGUGAUUCCCGAUAGACACGUCAGCAGCAGCGACCGGGUGGGCAAGCCGUAUCGGGGCGUGAAGCCCGUCUUCAGUAUCGGCGACGAAGAGGAGUACGAUACAGACGAGAUCGACAGCUCGUCCAUGUCCGACGACGACAGGAAGGAGAUCGUCAACAUCCAGACCUGGGUCAACAAAGCGGACGUCAAGCAUCACAUCCCGUGCAACGAGGUCAAGGAGACGGGUCACAUGUUCCCCAGCCACCUGCUCGUCACGGCGACUCACAUGUACUGCAUACGCGAAAUCGCCUCCAGGAAAGGUUUCGCGUACAUCCAGUCCAGGCAAGCGCUGAGCUCCGUGGUGAAGAUCACAUCGAAGAAGAAGCACCCGGAGCUCAUCACCUUCAAGUUCGGAAGCAACAACUCUGCGGGAGUGGAGAUCUCCGCAGUGGAACGGUAUUUGAUACCCAACGCCGGCGACGCCACCAAGGUGAUCAAGCAGCAGAUCAUGAAAGUCCUGGAUGCCCUGGAGAGCUCCUAAAAGAGGGACCGAGGACUCUGCAGAUCGUGGUCUGAGACUGACACACUCCCACAGUCAAGCCACGCCCCUCUUACACUAACUUAUGAAAUCUGUAAUAUAUUUAUAUAUAUAUAUAUACUGUAUUUUUCUUUGAUUCUACAAACAUGACAGUAUAAUUCUACUUUGGACGCUCCCUUCCGGCCUUAACUGAGCACAGGUUUCAGGAUUCCAGUUUGAAGUCCUCAUCCACACAAGAGGACUAAGUCUGGCACUGCCUUUGGAGCCCGGAGAGUAACACCACUUGAUUUCAACAACAAUAACAAAAAAAAAGCAGGAAUCACGAGGGGAAUGUUCCCUUUUUGAGGCUCCUCCCACUGGACUCUCGCAAAGGCUUCCAAGUUGUUUGUGUCCCAAAGCCAGGUUGGUAAAUAGAGGGCAGCCUUAUUGAGGUGGAGUAUAAAUAUGUACAUAGGUGAGUGCUGCCAUAUCAAGCACAUCCUGAGGUGAGACGUUCAAAGGUCUAAAUAUUCUCUCCUUUGCUUGCCUUUCGUCCCGCUUGUGACAAGACGGUUCCAUGAUUGAAUGACUUCUCUUUGGUUGAUGAUUUAGUAGACUCUACAAUAAUUUCCAGUUGUCAUCUACAGUUACUUUUCAGUGUUUCAACAUCCUCAAUGUGGAGUCUUUGCACCACUGGAUCAACAUCGCAGGCUCCGGAUGUUACAACUUGUGUGUGGGAAGAAAUGCAACAUUGCACAUUACUGUACUCCUGUUAUUUUUGUAAGCGUUUUCUUGCUUUUAAUAAAUUUAACUGAUAUGAUGGCA
This is a messenger RNA of Nerophis ophidion (straightnose pipefish), 2947 nucleotides long. Its product is annotated as TBC1 domain family member 23-like. The coding region runs from base 59 to 2146 and encodes 695 amino acids. The record is from RefSeq and is a predicted model, not a curated record. Gene Ontology annotation, cellular component: trans-Golgi network. The transcript is spliced from 19 exons. Gene Ontology annotation, biological process: embryonic brain development; retrograde transport, endosome to Golgi. NCBI's taxonomy places the organism in Eukaryota, Metazoa, Chordata, Actinopteri, Syngnathiformes, Syngnathidae.